Molecule: messenger RNA, 318 nt
Organism: Botrytis byssoidea
Lineage: Eukaryota; Fungi; Ascomycota; Leotiomycetes; Helotiales; Sclerotiniaceae
Exons: 2
Coding region: 1-318 (105 amino acids)
Source: RefSeq, a predicted model, not a curated record
AUGCCCCCCCUCCCAACCUCGGCUUCCAAUCUCCGCCCCAACAAACUCCUCCAAAACCUCUUCAUCAGCAUCCUCUACCUGCUCACCAUGAUAAUCACCCUCUUCAGCGUCCUGGUCAUCGCCUCCACAUGGACUUUCUUCAUGCUGGAUUAUAAUUUUGAGAAUCUUUCCGUGACGGUACUUUCUGGGGUUGCGGAGGUUGUAUUGAGCUCGGCUGACAGGUUAUGCGAUUUUGUGGGGUUGGAGAUGACAGAUGAAAGGUUUUAUUAUUUUGGGUGGGAGGAAGAAGAGGAGGAAGAGGAGGAGGAAGAAUGGUGA